This is a messenger RNA of Calliphora vicina (urban bluebottle blowfly), 2752 nucleotides long. Its product is annotated as Nucleolar protein 14 homolog l(3)07882. NCBI's taxonomy places the organism in Eukaryota, Metazoa, Arthropoda, Insecta, Diptera, Calliphoridae. Gene Ontology annotation, biological process: maturation of SSU-rRNA. Bases 74 to 2650 code for a protein of 858 amino acids. Gene Ontology annotation, cellular component: nucleolus; small-subunit processome; Noc4p-Nop14p complex. The record is from RefSeq and is a predicted model, not a curated record. The transcript is spliced from 4 exons.
UAGAUUAUUUUAACAAAAAAUAAAAAAAAAUCAUAGAAAUAUUAAUAUAAAAGAGUUUUAAAGUGCAAAUAAAAUGGUUAAAAAAAGUAAAAACUCAGCUGCUGAUGCAGUUUAUGCCAAAAAGGCGGUUAAAAAGGAAAAUCCAUUCGCUGCUGCCGUUCCAGCUACAUCGAAACGUUUGAAUCCCUUUGAAGUUCACAUGAACAAGGAGAAAUUCCAAAUUUUGGGAAGGACAUGUAAACACGACAGAGGUUUGCCUGGUGUGUCCAGGGCAAAGGCUGUUAAAAGGCGCAAGGAAACAUUGGGACAAGAAUUCAUGGAUAAGCAUAAGACUAACAAAUUUAAAGAUCGUCGUAUAGGCAGACAUUUAAAUGCCGAUCAAAUAGAUGAGGAAAUAAUGAAUGCCCGUUUUGUGGCAGACAAAAUGGAACGGAUGAAACAAACGAAACAAUCGCGUUUUAAUUUAAACGAUGAUGAGGUGCUGACACAUCGUGGACAAACAUUGGAAGAAAUCGAGCAGUUCCGAGAUGAAAGAUCUGAUGAUGAAGCAGAGGAAGAUCAAGGGCUGGAUGCUGAAUUUACGGAAGCGGCUCAUUUUGGUGGUGAUGAUGAUGCUGCAGCCAAAGAUCGUAAAAGUGCUAUAGAGGAAAUGAUUGUUGAACAAAAACGUCGGAAGGUGGAAAUUGCUAAAGAAAAAGAUGAGCUAUUUGAUUUAACUGAAAAAUUAGAUGCCAACUAUAAGAAUCUAAUGGGUCUAGUGGGCAAAAUGACUAAAAAUGAGAUGAAAGCAAAAGCAAAUCCCGACGAUUACGAUCGUUUAGCUAAGGAAUUGAUAUUUGAACCUAGAGGUGUUGUAACCGAUAAACUUUUAUCGGAAGAAGAUUUGGCUAAAAAGGAGAAAGACCGUUUAGAAAGGCUGGAACUAGAACGUAUGAAACGCAUGAGAGCUGAUGGCGAACAAGAUGAUGAAACUCAAAAACCUAAACACAGAUCUGCCGAUGAUUUAGAUGAUGGCUAUUUUGCCUAUGGUGAGGACGACGAAGUGGGCACUUUGACAUAUACUAUGGAAGGUACAUUGGGUGGCAAGCAACAAGAUAAUGAAGAAAACGGCGUUACGGAAGAAGAUGCUGCUGAAGAAGAAAGUCAAGAUGAAGAUGAUGAAAGUGCUGAAGGAGAAUCUUCAGAUGAUGGAGAGGAAGAUGAAAAUGAGGAUGAUUUAAGUGAUUUAAAAGUUACCGAUUCGGAGGUAGAUGAUGAUGAAGAAGUGGCAAAAAUAGCCUUAAAAGAGAAAACUGCAAACAAACUAAAGAAAAAAGAAAAUACAAUAAACGUUGAAAGAACUGAUCUUCCAUUUACAAUUGACAUGCCUAAAACGUAUAAUGAGUUUACAAAGCUUUUAAAUGAAUACAAACUUCAAGAUCAAGCAAUCAUAAUAGAACGUCUAAUUAAAUGCAAUCAUCCAAAAUUGGAAGGCGUAAAUCGUGAAAAAAUAGUUAAACUGUUUGCUUUUCUGUUACAAAUAAUAAAUGAAAAAUUCUCUGAUGCCAGUCAAGAAGAUAUACGGGAGCACUUUCAAUUUCUAUCUUCAAUAAUGCCACAUCUCUAUGAUUUGAUGCACUUGAAUCCGGAGAGAAUGUCUAAUACUUUGCUAGAUGUCAUAAAGGAGAAAUAUGCCGAAUUCAAAAAGAACUCUAAACAAUUUCCUUCAUUAGAAGUUUUGAUUUACUUGAAAUUGGUAUCAAAUCUAUGUUCAACAUCGGAUUUUAGACAUCCAAUUGUAACGCCUUGCUAUAUAUUUGUACAACAUAUUUUAUCGAAAUCGAGAGUGCGAAGCCGCCAGGAAAUCGCUAUGGGUCUAUUUUUAGUUACUUUAAGUUUAGAAUAUGGUCAAAUCUCUAAAAGAUUUUUACCAGCUGCCCUUAACUAUCUUUUGGGAAUUGUAUUCCUCAGUAUACCUAAAAGACCAGUGGAGAUUAUUAAAAUUCUACCUCCUUUCCAAAAUCAAGGAAUUCUUAGUAAACUACUGGCCAUACCUGAAGAUUCAAACGAUUUCAUUGAUAUUAAAGAAGAACCCUUAAAGGCUGAAGAUUUAGUAACACAAACAUUUUCCAAUGAUUUCAAAGUGAGAUCAUUGAAUCAGUGUUUGAAAUUAAUACAAGACGCCGUUGCAUUAGUGAAUGAAAAUGUUGGUUGCAACUUUUUAGCAACACCCCUAUUAGAAAUGUUGGAAAAAUUACCACUGAGCGCUUAUCCCGCAUAUGUAAAAGAGAAUUUUGAAAACACAAAAUUAGCUUUGGAAUCGCUAGCCAAAAAAACUCUUACAAAACUGGUACCCCCAGAAAAGAAACCGAAAGCAUUACGUCUAUUAGAACCUCGCAUCGAAACAGUGUACGAUGAUAAACGCCGUCCUAAGCUGACCGCCGAAAAAGAAGAAAAGGUUAAACUUAUGGCAAAAAUUAAGCGAGAAACUAAAGGUGCAAUACGUGAAAUACGUCGUGAUACUGAGUUCCUGCAGAAAAUGCGUAUAACACAACAAUUACAAAGUGACAAAGAACGUCGCGAAAAGGUUAAACGUAUUUAUGCCGAAGCCUCUCUACAGCAAGGCGAACUUAAUGCCAUGGACAGAGAAAAGAAAAAGAAGAAAUUUUAAAUCCUUUUCAAAUAACAAUAUGUAUAGAUUAUGUAUAGAAUUUUCUAAUAGUAAUAAAAUGUUUUAUUUUUAUAAAAAUAAAUUAAAAUUUCCUAAACUUAA